GACUCGACCCGGCCAGCGCUGAAACCGUGGCAGCUGCUACUGUUCGCUACCAAGAGUCCAGCACACUAGAGCUUUCGCUGCAGGUGCAGCCCAACGAUUACGUCGAGACCAAUCACUGCCAGCGCGCCCCGCCGCCGCCUUUCUACUGCCCGCUGCCGCUCACGCCGCCCCCCUGCUAUUCAGAGCGACCAGCAGUGGUGCCCCCACCACCACCACCAGCACCAGCACCGCCCAGCAGCACAACAGCAGCGCGUCAGCAGGCGCGUCGCCGUCGUCGCUUGCGCGAACUACAGCAGCAGCAGCAACAGUUUGUCCACAGCUCCAGCAGCAGCGAUCAGAGCAGCGACAGUGACACAGAGCUCAAUCCACGACAACGUUCACGUCGACGCAGCUCACGUAAUGCAAGAGAUGCCUAUUGUCCGGACUUGCUACACGCCUGUGAACUGAUAUUGCAACAGCAACAACCCGGAAGCAGCGACAGCUCUGUGGGCAAUUUUACAGUUACACCGCCACCAGCCACUCCUACACAGCAGCAACUGCGUGCAACAAGUUGCAGAAGCAUCGAAUACAGCUCCGACUAUGUGGAAAUCGAUGAGCUGUUGCCGCUAGGAGGCGCCGCACGCGCCAAGAGCACACCACAACUGCAGCAUGCUGUAGCUCUGGACGGUCUAGCGAUGGGUCAGAAUCUGAGUCUGCGACGUCCGCGCAUCUCACUGACCUGGGUGCUGCGAGAGCAGCAUCAAACGCCGCCGACCACACAGCCCCAAGCCAAUGAACCAAACACCGAGAAGCCACCAAAGGAGCAGCCGAAAGACUCACACAAGCUAAGCAAUGGCCAUGUGCCAGAGCCAACCAGCACAGCGACAGCAACAGCCACAGCCACGUCAGUGCAGCAGCGCACAGAUCCUGUGCCCACGCAACUGGACGUGGGCAAGAAGCGGUAUCGCAUCAAGCAGCUGCCGCCGGGCGCUGAGCCACUCAAUGGUUAUGCAACGACGCCCACGGCGCAUCAGACGCCUGGCAAUGGGCAGCUGGCGCAGCAAAAGUUCUUCAGCAAUCAGAAUCUAUUGGAGUACAAGGACAAGACGACAACGCGUCAAGCGGCUACUGUACCCGUACCCAUACCCAUGCCCGGUGCCCCAGUGGCCGCCGCCUCCACCAAAGAGUUGCUAUUUGUUUGCACGCCUCAGCGUGCGCCCAAGAGCGAUAUACACAGCGAGGCGCUGCUGCUGGCGCGCAAGCGCAAUGAGAUACGCAAAAAGCUCGCGCAUCGAUUGCAGCAGGCGCGUCAAGCGGCAACAGUUGCUACUGCGCCGCCAGCAACUGCAGUGGCUACUGCCACUGCGGAGGCCACAGCGCGUCCCGCAGCAUCCGCGGAGACACUAAAGUGCACCUACUCGGAGCCCAGUCUGGUGGCAGUUUCGGAGGCAGGCGCACCACAGCAGCAGCGUCGCCAUCGCCAUCGCAAGCGACGCGAACGGGAGCGACAGCGCGUGCAGCGCUUUGGCUAUGAGAUCCACAAUGUGGAUGAGUUUCUGUCGCGCUGCUCGCUGGCGGCGCCUGGGAAUAUACCAGUGGUGCUGGCCACAGCCAGCACGCUCUACCAGACGCGACCCGGCGGCUAUCAGCUGGAGAUUGCGCUGCCGCUGGGCAUGGUGGUCAAUGCAGUGUUCAAGAACCAAAACUGGCUUUAUGUGCAGACGCCGCACGCCGAGGAGGGCUACGUGGGCUAUGCCUGCUGCCUGCCGCUGGGCAUAUUGCCCUCCGCGGCACGCGGCUCCAAGCAUACGCCUUGCUGGGAGUCCAAUGCGGAUGUCUUUCCACGUCCCUGUGGCAACAUGACCGAUUCCGAGAAGGAGAUACGACUGCGCGGCGGCACUCGCUCCGAUGGUGCACGCACGCCUCGCAGCUCCAAGCCCAGCGAGGAGUUGUUGCCGCAUAACAACAACAAUAACAACAACAACAACAGCAGCAGCCAUAGCAAGUUGUAUGGCGAGCAGCAUGUGGACAAGCUGUAUCUGCGCGCCGCCUCGCAGCCCAAGCUGGUGGAGAAAGCCUAUGCCCAGCUGCGCUCCACCAAACAGCUGGGACUUAGCGCCGGCUCUUGCUCCGCCUCUGUGCGCAGCGCUGCCUCAAACGAUGAGUAUGUCACACUUCAGCAGCACCAACAGCAGCAGCAGCGAUCGCUGACGCCAAAGCAAUUGUAUACGCAGUCGGCGCGGCGUGCGUCCAAUGUGUCGUACAUCACGAAUGGCCACAAUGGUCAGCAUCUGCAUCCAAAGAGCAUGCCGCAGCCGCAGUUGCUACAACAACAACAGCAGCAGCAGCAGCAGCAGUCACAGCAGCUGCUCAGCGUGCUGCGGCGUCAGCAGCAGAAUGGCCUGCGCCAAACUCUAGUCGCCAUCAAUGCGGAUUACAUAACCGAGAGCAUUGUUGUGCACAAGGGCGAGAUCGUUACGCUCUGCGAGUGCCGCGAGUCCAAGGAUCAGCGCCAGUGGUUCUACAUUAAGACACGCGACGGACGCGAGGGCUUCAUCCCAGCCGAGGUUGCGGGCCACGGCUAUCUGUAGACAGCCCAGACUGAUUUGAUUCGCCAACACCACAAAGUCAUGCUACAUACAUUUAAAUUAAAACUAGUUGGAAUAUUUCAUACACUUAACAUACCUACGUAUUACAUAAAUAUACAAUUUAGCAAUGUUUGUAACUUUUAUAAUGCUUUUGCUCUCAUUAGUUGUAGUCGUAUGCGUGUGCUUCAUAGAUAUAAUCUGUGCUAUGGGUGUAUAUGUCGUUAGCAAUUGCAUUUUACCAACUUACAAACAACAAAACUAUUUA
Messenger RNA from Drosophila busckii, 2832 nucleotides. RefSeq lists its product as uncharacterized. Lineage: Eukaryota; Metazoa; Arthropoda; Insecta; Diptera; Drosophilidae. The record is from RefSeq and is a predicted model, not a curated record. Bases 675 to 2570 code for a protein of 631 amino acids. The transcript has 2 exons.